AUGGCACUGCUGCGUGUGCACGAGGCCGCACCCCUGCUGAGCAAGAGCUGCGCGCACAAAGGCUUUGGCCGCCUGGCGCUAGCUACGAUGAUGCGGAUCACCCACACCUCAAUGGAGGUGUUCACUUACUUCGAGAACAGCAAGGCUUGCUGGCUUCAUGGCAGCAAGGCAGUGGCGAGGCCGAUGAGCCACGCUUUCAGCGCAGAACGCUGGUGUGAUUUGAGCAAAGCCUCAGAAGACUCAGCAGACUUCAGACAGAUCCUCACCGUGGCCCACGAAGCCGCCCUGAAAGCCGAGAAGGAGGGCAUGGGCCUGGCAGAGCAACUCGUCGCCGCCGCCACGGCCACCAAGGCGGCCAUGGCGGAGAACAUGAAAGGUGCCGAGCCCGAGAUCUUGCCGCUGGUGUCUGGCCAGGUGGCUGCGGACUAUGCUUCGCGGCUGGGAAAAGGUGUCAGAGCGGCCGUGUUAGAAGCCGCGACUGCCACCCUCCACGCAGCGAAAGAGCAGGGGCUCAGCGACAAGGAGCAAGAGAAGUUAGCUGCCAAGUCUGCAGCCAUUGCCGCCAGCAGCGAGAUGAAGGACCUCCACCUGGCGACUGAGAAAGCCUCGCAGGAAGCGGCCUGGGCUGCGCAGUCGGCGAUCGAGAAGCUGGGCUUUGACGUGGACAGACAGGCCAUUGCCGCCGUGUCUGCGGCCUCGUCCGUCACGGUGUCACAGCUGCGACGGAAAGGAAAGCCGCCGGUGGUGCAGGUUAGCUGCAUUUAG
Messenger RNA from Symbiodinium natans, 765 nucleotides. NCBI's taxonomy places the organism in Eukaryota, Dinophyceae, Suessiales, Symbiodiniaceae. The record is from the annotation of a GenBank genome assembly.